AUGAGGCGGCAAGGAGAGGUCGACCAACAAGCACGUUUACCACUAAAACCAUUGGGGUGGUCAAAAAAACUACUACGAUUGAAUAGACGACUUAAAAUUCGGGAAACGACCACACGAUUUUAUCUUCCAAAAACUACUGUGUGUACAAUUGCACAUGAUGAAUUAAAUUUUCGCAAGGUCUGUAAACGUUGGGUUCCUAAAAUGAUUAACGCAGAUCACAAAAACAAACACAUGUGGAUAUCCCUAGAGCAUUUGAAUCGUGCUCAUAAUGACAAAAGCUUCCUCGAGCACCUCAUUAUUGCAGGAUAUGAAGCAUGGGUUCCUACUCCUUGCAACAAACGAGACUCUACGGCCGCCCAGAAGCAUACCAAAUCAUCGGUUCCAAAAAAAUGCAAACAAUUUCUUCAAAAAAAGUAA
Melanaphis sacchari is the source of this 417-nucleotide messenger RNA. RefSeq lists its product as uncharacterized. The record is from RefSeq and is a predicted model, not a curated record. NCBI's taxonomy places the organism in Eukaryota, Metazoa, Arthropoda, Insecta, Hemiptera, Aphididae. The coding region runs from base 1 to 417 and encodes 138 amino acids. The transcript has a single exon.